AUGCUCAUCGCAAUGCUGUGGCGGCUACCUCUUCUCCUCGCUGCGAAUGUCGGCCGUGUCGCAGCUGAUGGGCAGCAGGUGCUUGGCUCCGACAACACAGAUCUGGAUCACAUCCGCGACAAACUGCUCGAGGCUCAGAUCAUACCCACCGUUAUUGAUGACUUCCCGCCCGCUCUCAGCCUUCGUGUGAAAUGGAAGCACGACUCUGCCGACCUAGGCAACACCCUAAAACCCAAUCAUCUCAAAAGGGCUCCCGUAAUUCAUCUUGACAAAGUUGAGUCUGACGCACUUGCUGGCGCUCAACUCUCCAAGGACAUGUCGUACGUCAUCGUCCUCACCGAUCCCGACGCACCAUCCCGCGAUGACCCCAAAUGGUCCGAAUUCUGCCACUGGAUCGCAGUGAGCUCUCAGCUAAAAUACUCAACGAACUCCAAAUCCAAACAUCACCUCAAGGACAUCAUCAAAUACAAACCUCCUGCUCCACCGCCCAAGACCGGGAAGCACCGCUAUGUCUUCUUCACCUUCAUCGCAGCCAAUGGAACAACCAAGAAGCUGCACCUGAGCAAACCAGAGGAGAGGAAGCACUGGGGAUCGGAUCAUGCAGGCCAUGGCGUUCGUGAAUGGGCGCAUGAGAAUGGUCUUAUUCCCAUCGCUGCGAAUUUUAUAUACGCGGAAAACGACGAGCAGUAG
Molecule: messenger RNA, 690 nt
Organism: Fusarium subglutinans
Lineage: Eukaryota; Fungi; Ascomycota; Sordariomycetes; Hypocreales; Nectriaceae
Product: carboxypeptidase Y inhibitor
Exons: 3
Coding region: 1-690 (229 amino acids)
Biological process (GO): regulation of proteolysis; regulation of Ras protein signal transduction
Molecular function (GO): peptidase inhibitor activity; phospholipid binding
Source: RefSeq, a predicted model, not a curated record